Molecule: messenger RNA, 5760 nt
Organism: Naegleria fowleri
Lineage: Eukaryota; Heterolobosea; Eutetramitea; Acrasida; Naegleriidae
Exons: 5
Coding region: 1-5760 (1919 amino acids)
Biological process (GO): intracellular signal transduction; cyclic nucleotide biosynthetic process
Source: RefSeq, a predicted model, not a curated record
AUGAAUGAUCGCCUUUUUGUAAUUAUAUUUCUUUUAAUUUGUUUUCUUGGCUGUAAUAAGUGCUUGGGAAAGACAAGCAGCACAUCCACCCCUAUAUAUCCUUCUGCUCCCUCCCUGGAUGCCUAUCAUUGGAACGAUAAGGAUGAGGUAUGGUUUGCUCAAUCGGCAGCCUUAUCGGGUGUUUCUCAAAGACUCGGAAUUGAAAUGAAAAGAGGUAUUGAAGCCGCUUUUCAGGAAAUCAAUCACCUUGGAGGUGUAUGGGGAAGUAAAAAAUUACGAUUGUUGACUUUGGACGAUGCCUAUGAACCCACCUACACAAAAGUCAACACAGAUUUCUUUCUGUUCAAUACGACACCUCCAGCAGGAUCACUCAACAGUGCCAUCUUCAAUCAGAGUGUUGGAGGGAAUGAAGACAUUCAAAAGAAGGUUUUCUUUGGUUUGAUCGGUUAUGUGGGAACGCCGACAGUUCAAGCUGUUUUUCCAGAUGUCGUUUCCACAGGAAUUCCACUCAUUGGAUCAUUUACUGGGGUGGGAUGGCUUCGAAAACCAUUUUAUCCCAAUGUCAUUAACUUGAGAUCAUCCUAUGAUGAUGAAACAGCAGCAAUGGUGGAUUGGUUGAUUAAUAUCAAGCUCAUUCGAAGAAUAUCUAUUCUCUAUCAAAAUGAUGCUUUUGGAUUGAGUGGAUUGAAUGGGAUCAAACGAAGUUUAGUGGAUCGCUUGAAAAUUCCACUUUGUUCCAGUGGUACCUUCACAAGAAACACUUUAAAUGUCGAGAAUGCAUUUUACUCUAUAGGGUCAUGCAAUCCAGAGGCAAUUGUUUUGGUUGGUACUUAUGCACCUCUUGCCAAAUUUAUUAAAUUGGUCAAGAAUAUUGCCUUUUUGAAUCACACUAAUGAUGAUAAUUCAAAUCAAACGUAUGGAUAUAGAAAUGCUGAUCGUAUCAUCUUUUUAACAGUGAGCUUUGUUGGCAGUGCAGCACUCACAGAAGAUUUAAUCAAAACACCUUUACCUUCUCUUCAAUUUGGUUCCAACUACUAUACUGACAAUGUCAUUAUUACUCAAGUAGUUCCUAGUCCUAUGGACACUUCUUUCCCAAUUGUUCGCUCUUAUCAAAGAGCCAUCUCUCAAUAUUCAAAUCAAAUAAGAUCAAGCUAUACAUUUAUUGAGCUAGAAGGAUAUAUGGUUGGCAAAUUCAUUUACAAUGUAUUCAAAAACAUGGUUGGACAAAAUUUAACUCGUUCCAAUUUUAUUGCAUCCAGCUAUUUUGAUUUUACAUCCGAUUAUGCAGAUGAAAGCAAAAAUGGUGGAUUAUUUGUCUUUGAUGGCAUUCAAUUUGGAAGAUACAAGUGGUGUCAGUCUUUAAACAUGUAUCAAUAUUAUCUUGAAAAAUCUCAAAAUAACACCUUCAACAACAACACGACUAAUGGAAUCUGCAACUCCGAUUGUAAUCAAGGUCUCAAGAUUAUUUAUUUGAGUUCCAUCAAUAUGAACACUGGAAAUAUAAGUUUUGAUAUUUUCAGAAGUUUCUCAUGGUAUUCUUCAGGAUCAUGUAUUUCAGAUGUCAAUUCUGUACUUGUGAAACCAAUUGUAAUUGGACAAUCGAUUGAAAUAGGAUCCAUUCAAGAUGAACUGUUACGAAUAGGAAUUUUGGUUGCCCUCCAUCAAAGAAAUGACAAGAAUUCAAAAAAUCAAAUCGUUCUUAAAACGCUCUAUCACACCAAUGCAGAGACCAUGAGAAACAAUACUCGAGAAUUGAUGACAUUACAUGAAGCUGUGGCAUUGGUAGCUUAUUCUUCCUCAUUAUUAAUCGAUCAACCAUCUGGUAAUAGCAGUAAUAGUCAAUCAUUUGUGAAUGUUUCUGAAUUUUCAAAUAUUGCCAUGAUUGGAGUUUCGAACAUUAACUCGCUCUCAUUGAGGACACGAUUUAUCAAACCUCUCAUUCAUGUUUUUACUUCUGUUUUAGAACAAUUAGGUACAUUAAUCGAUUACAAUAUGAAAAUUGGAAGUAGUCGAUGUAGUAUUAUUUACAGUCAAGAGGAUUUGAUAUCUUUUGAAAUUUCUCAAAUGUUUGAGACAAUCACGCACUCUUUUGGUCGUUCUAUGGAUAGCAAGUGUAAUAUUGAUCUUUAUUCAAAUACUUCAUCAAAUCAACAGAUGGAUUCUCUUUUAAAUUGUUUAACCAGUGAUGAUGCAAAUCCUCAAGUAUUAAUGAUUGCUUUAAGAAAUUCAUCCAAACUUAUUGAAUCCUUAUUGUCUUCCAUUCAGAAUACAUACAACUCUAAACCAAUGUUUCGAAAAGGUUUAAGAAUAUACUUAAUCAAUUCCUUAUUUGAAUAUCAUGUCGAACAGGAAUUGUCAUUAGAAUCCAUUAUGAAAAACGAAAAUCGAUUCUCUCUGCAUUAUGUCUCUCAUAUACCGUCCUUUACUUCCAAUUCCAAACUAUUCAUGAAUGAAUUUCGUAUGGCCAUUCAAAAUCUUCCAGAAAAUAUUCCACACCAUACCGAGGAUGAAUUGUUCCAUCAAAAAGUAUUGGAAGGUUAUUUUAUUGGACGAAUGGUGUCGACUUUGAUAGAUACCAAUUCCAAAACAAAUUCAUUUUCAUCACUCGAUCUUUUAAAUUCUAUUUAUUCCUUAGGUAGUUUUUCAAGUGGUAAUGAUGUAAUGUUUGGAAUGUUUCGAGAGGGUUCUUGUAAUUUGGGUUAUCGUGAAAAUUUUUUAUAUUCCUUCAACAGUUCCAGUGGUCGCUUUGAAGAGACGUUUGUCAAAACAUUUGAUUCCUCCAAGUGUGCCUUAUUCGAUUAUCAACACACAAGAAACACUCAACGAUCAACUUUGUCAACAACAACUCCAUCAACAACAACCACUCUUACAACCACUCUAACCACAACCACUCUCACAAUUCCAUCCAUUUCUCUCUCUGAAAUUCAACAACCAAUCAUUAUGGUUCGUUUGAUCCCAUUUGAGGAAGAGUUGUCUGAAUAUGAUCAUAUUCUUUCAUUGCUUUCAGAGGUGAGAAAUGAUGAAUUAACAGAAUCAAAGGAUGAAUAUAUGAAAGGUUUGAACUAUUAUUUUCAACUCUACAAUAACAAAUCUAGCACUAAACAAUACAUUCGUUUCCAUACUGAAUACUACUCUACGAGAGAUCAAGGCAAAUACUCCAUCCUUAGGAAAGUGAAAGCAAUGAUCGAAAAACAAGGUGUAUUUGCCUUUAUUGGAACCAUCUUUCCUGAAUCAUUGGAUUUUUACUCAAAUCUCACUCAAUUAUUAGCACAUUACAAUGUUCCCAUGUUCACUCUUUCACAAAGCAUGCAGUUGAGACAAUUGUAUUCCAAAUAUUUGAUUCGUUUGAGACCAUCUAUUUUAGAUGAAACAGCAGCCAUGAUUGGUUAUUUCAAACAAGUCAUUGGAUCUCCACUUGCCAUUGUUUAUCCACAACGAGAGGAAUGGACAAGAAAUGUCAUUCCCUUCAUUAGUCAAUAUUGUGAAGCCAAUGAAUUGGAGAAUGUUCAUCAAUUCUCUUAUCAGAAUUCUCUUCAAGAAUAUUAUUCUCUUUCCUCACUUUCAUCAUAUCCCUCGAUCAUUCUUUUUGGAAAUGACACUGAGAUUUUCAAUGCCUUACAAUACCUCUCUUCUGCAUUGUCGACAACGGUUGGGCUCUCUUCGGUGAGAUUUCAAAUUGGUAUUUUAUCAAGUUCCUAUUCACCAACACUACAACAAUGGUUAUUGAAUUCAUGGGACAAGGUGAACCACAACAACAUUCAUGUUCCAACUCUCACUUAUGGUCCAUCGAUUGAAAAUCAAUGUGAUUCGAUACCAUUGAGUUCCAUUCAACAAUUCAUGAAAACCUUUCUUGAUUCUUAUAAAUUGUCUGAACCUAAUCACCACACUGUUGAAGGAUAUUUGACAGGUUAUUUUAUUGAAACUUUAUUGGGUAGAAUUUACCAAGAGAAAUUAACAACCAAAGCAACACGAAGUGAUUUAUUGAAUACUGUUUUUAGUAAUAGUAUAUUUAAUUUAAUGGGAUUGUUGGAUGUUGGUCCAUUUGGAUUGGAGUGUUCCAAUAAGAAAGACCAACCAUCAUCCCUCCUUAGAGACAAUAGAAUUCCCUUUUCCACUUUAUCCACUCUCAACAACUUGUCUGAAUGUAAUGUCGCAACAACACCCACCACUGUUCAAAAAGGAGACUAUUGUAAUUGUAAUCAAGGUCCAAGAAAGAUUCUUCUCACACAAGUGUCUCUAAGAACAUCAAAAUCAUCCUCAACACUACCAUCAAACAACACUGGUGUGUCUCGUGUGUUGACUUUUAAAGAUGUUCAAAAUUUUGAAUUUUCAUUCAGUCCAUCCUCCUGUGGUGUUCAAAUUGUUUAUCCUCUUCUCACCAAAGGUCAAAUUGCAGGUAUUGCCAUUGGAGUGAUCCUUAACUUAAUUUGCAGUGCUGCUUUUUGCAUAUUCCUGUAUUAUCGAUGUGGUUCAAGAUUGAGUCAUGUCAAAUAUGCUCCCAAAUCUGGACCAGUGGCAAUCGGUUUCACAGAUGUUCAAAAUUCAACAGUGCUUUGGGAGAAGAAUGAAAAAGGAAUGAGAGAAGCAUUAAGGAUUCACAACACGGUGAUGCGAAAUGCAUUGGAAGCCUAUCGAGGUUAUGAAGUGAAAACCAAUGGAGAUAGUUUUUAUGUUGCUUUUUCAGAUGUCGUCGAUGCCUUGGAUUGGUCCAUCGCUGUUCAACAUGCCUUAUUGGAUGCAGAAUGGCCCUCCAGUCUCACUCAACUGUGGGAUUGUCGAACUGAAUGGGACUCUGAAACUCAACAAAAAGUAUGGAAUGGUCUUCGUGUUCGAAUUGGACUUCAUUUUGGAACAGCUGAUCGAGUAUUUGAUAAGACAAUGAAACGUCCUGAUUACUUUGGAACUGUUGUGAAUACUGCCUCUCGAAUUGAAAGUUCUGCUUUUGGAGGUCAAAUAUUAAUCUCUGAAGACAUGUUUUUGGAAUUGUGGAAGAAAUUGGGAACCUUUAUUGUCAAGGACGUGAAAUUCCACAGUCAUAAUGAGCAGAGUUAUGUAGAAGAGAUUCGUAAUCGAUGUUUUGUCAAUGAUACAUGGUCCGAUACCACAGGAGGAGGUGCAGCAACAGCAGCACACAUGACACCACUUCAUCAUCGACAAUCUCAAGAACAAUCUUCCUCUUCUGCGACAGCGACCUUAAAUGUUCCUCCUUCUCCUCAUCCACCACCUCAUCGAAUGGUGCGACAAGGCAGUACAUGUUCCAAUUCCUCUAAUACGACCCUCACAGUCAUGACUAGUACGACCACCACAGCAAUGAAUACUUUUACAACAACAACAAGGAAAAGAUAUAUUGCAAGACAGAGAUUUCUCUUUAUUGAUCUUGGUGAAUUUAGACUCAAAGGAUUGCAACAAAAGGUGAGACUCUUUGAUGUGAGAUCUGAGAGAAUUCAAAAAAGAUCCUUCUCACUCUUGUUAAGAAAUCUCGAAAAGGAGCCUUCAUGGUCCAAAGAGCAAUUUGGAAACAACCACACUGGUGAAAAUCAAGAGAAUGCUGCUGAAGGUGGUAUCAGUGGUGGUGGUGGUGGUGGUGAAAACACGUUCACUCCUUCUUCUACACCUUCAAAUCAGCAUCAUCACUUCAACAAUCGCAUUGUUCCUGUGGUUGCUAGUGAUGGUGGUGAGAAGGAUGAAUACAUGAAAGGAACUGAGACAACUCAAAUUCUCCAAUCUCAAUCCAUUGACAACAAGAAACCACAUCCUUAA